CUGGCUUUAAAGAGUUUGGCGAAUGACAAAAGGUUGAGUUGUGUUGUUGGUACGAGGUCGCCCUCUCUUGGGUGGAAUGUGAAAGACUACGGAGCCUAGACCGCCGAAUGUCAUCUUCGGCACAACGGCGUUUGUCCGCGCCCGUCACUUUGUCAAUCUGCGAAACACGUCCGUGAAGGAUAAUGCUCGACUUGAGCUCAGACGAACGGCCAACAGACGAGCGGACAAGACAAGAAGAGUGAGCAAACGAAACAACUUCUGCCGAAUCUGACCGAGGAGGCACUGGGCUACCCGAUGUAUAUAAGUGUUGGCACUGUGCGCAGUUUCCGUCACUUUAACGUGGGCGGUCGCACAGCGUUGGCUAUGGCGAAUUAGACCAACGGGAAAGCCAGAGAAGCCACCAAUUCACACCAGGACAUUGCCAAAAUAAACUCAGAGGGGUUAAGAAGAAGAAGAACCACGCGUAAUGGACCAAUGGACGCCUACGGUCAAAGAAAAAUACGGCGUCGCAAUUUUCAAUUUCACCUCUAAAGGACAGCAUCAGCUUCCAUUGUUUGUUGGAGAUGUUGUGCACAUCUAUGAAUGCUUUGAAGGCUGGUAUAGAGGAUACUGCUUGAAAAGUCGUUUUUGCAAGGGGAUAUUCCCAGCGUCAUACAUAUCGCUGAAGGAGGCUGUGGUGAAAAAUCCAGGGCCACUGGAAAUUGUAACACCGAAAGAAAAUCCGCUGGUGCAGGAGAUCACAAGUACUCUGCGAGAAUGGGCCGGCAUCUGUCGUCUGCUCUACCUGAACAACGAUCAGGAGAUGCUGAAGACCAUGCGAGCUAUGAUGCGCGACCUAUUGGAAUGGCGCCUGCAGAUUCUGUCAGGGACACUACCCAAAGACGAACUUGCGGACCUCAAGCAGAAAGCCACUGCCUGCAUGGACUACGGCAAUAAGACACUGGGGCUGGAUCUUGUUGUUCGUGACGUGAACGGAAAUAUGCUGGACCCUGAUCAGAACAGCACAAUCAGCCUGUUCCGUGCGCACAAAGCAGCGGCUGCCCUGGUGGAGGAGCAGAUACAGGAGAAGUCUAAGAAGAACAACAGCGAGAUGACAAAGUGGACGCAUUUCUCCGCCACUCACUCGUACAGCCUGUUUGUCGUGCUGAAGAACUUCGUCUACCGGAUUAGGGAAGAGGCCGAGGUGUUAAUGGCUCUGUACGAUCCCAAAGAAAAUCGAUUUCUGAGUGAGAAUUACAUGGUCCGGUGGGGGAAACAAGGCCUGCCAAAAGAAGUGGAGUUGCUGCACAACACGCGGGUUGUGUUCACGGACCUUGGAGGCAAGGACCUGGCAAUCGAGAAGAUGUACCUGGUUUGUCAGAUCGUGAGGAACGGCUGCAUGGAUCUGAAGGACAACAACAAAAAGUGUACCAUCGGACUGCGACGGCCUUUUGGAGUCGCUGUGAUGGACAUUACAGACAUAGUAAAGGGAAACAUUGAGACCGAUGAAGAUAAGCAGCACUUCUUUCCAUUCCACCAGGUGACUGCAGAAAAUGACUUUCUUCAAAACAUCAUAAACAAGGCCAUUUCUGGCAAAGAAGUGAACGCCAAAGGCCUCGGACUCUGGGUGUCCAUGAAGAUGCUGAAUGGGGACAUCAAACAGGUGAAGAAAGAUUUUCCUCACCUGAUCGAUCGUUCCACGGCCAUCGCUCGCAAGAUGGGAUUUCCUGAGAUCAUCAUGCCCGGCGAUGUGAGGAAUGACGUGUACAUCACGCUCGUUCAGGGAGAGUUUGACAAGGGCUCCAGCAAAACCACACAGAAGAAUGUGGAGGUUACGAUGGUCGUGUGCGAUGACACUGGAAAAAUCCUGGAAAACGUUAUUUGGAUUGGUGCUGGUGAUCAGCCCAUUACAGAAUACAAGUCAAUUGUAUAUUACCAAGUGAAGCAACCCAAGUGGUUUGAGACUGUCAAGGUCGCUGUUCCUAUCGAAGACGUUUACAGAAGCCACUUGAGAUUCACAUUCCGUCACCGCUCGUCCCAAGACUCAAAAGACAGAAGUGAAAAAAACUUCGCCAUGUGUUUUGUCAAACUGAUGCGGCCUGAUGGGACUACACUUCAAGAUGGAAAUCACGAUCUCUUCAUCUACAAGGGUGACAGCCGGAAAAUGGAGGAGGUGAGCGCAUACCAGGAGCUGCAUUCCACGCGCAUGCAGGUGGAGGACAACGUUGCCAGCAAGGCCUGCUCUGGCUCCGGCCUGUCGCUCAGCAGCAAGGACCGCUUUCUCAUCUCCACGCUCGUUUGCUCCACCAAGCUCACCCAGAACUUUGAUCUCUUGGGCCUAUUGAAAUGGCGCUCGAACCCUGCCGAGCUGGAGAAGAAUCUGAAGAAGCUCAUGAAUGUGGAUGGAGAAGAAGUUGUAAAGUUUUUGCAAGACACUCUUGAUGCCCUGUUCAACAUCACCAUGGAGAAUUCUGAAAGUGACAAGUACGAUGAGCUUGUGUUCGAUGCACUGAUUUUCAUUAUUGGGCUCAUCGCAGACAGGAAGUUCCAGCACUUUAACCCAGUGCUGGAGGCGUACAUCAGACAACACUUCAGUGCUACCCUGGCGUACGAGAAGCUCACAAAAGUCUUGAAGAGAAAGAUCACUGACGGUACCACCAUGGAAAACGGAGACCACCUUUUGAAAAUCAUGAAGGCCUUGGAGUAUAUUUUCAAGUUCAUUGUUGCGUCCAGGAUUCUCUUUGGGCAGCUUUAUGAAGGCAAAGGAAAGGAGGCGUUUGAGAAGUCAAUUAUGCAGGUUUUCAUUUCCCUCAAUGACAUGUUGAGAAAUGCUUCGACGGACAAAUUGCUACUUGCUCAGGGUGGAGCUUUGAAAUACCUCCCAAGGAUCAUUCCAGACCUUCUGCAGGUGUUCAAAGAAGUGGAGCUUAGCAAGCUGCUUGUGAGGUUUAUGUCCAGCGUGUCUCCCGAGCGACUCAUCCGCCAGAAGCAGCUCUGCAUGUCUGACAUCGUGCACAGUGCUCUCUUCAAGGACCAUGAGUGCCGCCAAGUUCUCCUGCCUGUCAUGACGGACCACAUCAAGCUAUGGCUGAGCCACAUGGAUGAGGCAGAGCACACGGUGGCUCUUCUGAGCGACAUCGUGGAGGUUCUGCACAGUGACAGUGUGGGUCCCGUGCUGCAGCAAAUUCAAUACAUAAUGGAACAGCUGCUACGCACCGUGAUCCGUGCAGUGAUCGCCAUGGAUCGAGAGGCGGACCCCAUCAGCCACUUCGUAGCCUGCAUGACUGCCCUGCUGAGGCAAAUGGAAGACGGUCACUACCAGCACUACAUCAACACAUUCCAAUCACGUCAGGACCUCGUGGAUUUUCUCAUGGAGACUUUCAUCAUGUUUAAAGACCUGAUUGGAAAGAAUGUGUACCUUUCCGACUGGGUUAUCAUGCACAUGAUGCAGAACAGGGUGUUCUUGCGUGCCAUUAACCAGUUUGCGGACAUACUGAACAAAAUGUUCUUGGACAGUGCCAACUUUGAGCUGCAGCUCUGGAACAACUACUUUCACCUCGCAGUGGCCUUUCUCACCCAGGAGUCUCUGCAACUUGAAAAUUUCUCCCAUGGAAAGCGCCACAAGAUUGUCAGCAAGUAUGGAGAUAUGAGACGGCAAAUUGGAUUUGAAAUUCGUGACAAGUGGUACAACUUAGGCCAGCACAAGAUUCGCUUCAUCCCUGGGAUGAUUGGCCCCAUUUUGGAGAUGACAUUGGUUCCUGAAAUGGAGCUACGCAAGGCCACCAUCCCCAUCUUCUUUGACAUGAUGCAGUGUGAAUACCACUACACCCGUGAAUUCAAGAAGUUUGAAAACGAGCUGAUCACAAAGCUCGACCACGAGGUUGAGGGAGGGCGCGGAGAUGAGCAGUACAAAGUCCUCUUCGAACGGAUCCUGUCAGACUGCUGUCGUCGCCACAAGUUCCUGUCGCGGACGGGAGAGGCGUUUGUGUUGUUGGUGUCGCGCCUCUUGGAGAGGCUCCUCGACUACCGCAGCAUCACCAGCGAGGAGAACAAGGAGAACAGGGAGAACAGGGAGAAUCGAAUGAGCUGCACCGUCAACCUCUUGAAUUUCUACAAGGAGAUCGAGCGAGAGGAGAUGUACAUCAGAUAUUUGUACAAGCUGUGCGACUUGCAUUUGGAGAGUGAAAACUUCACCGAGGCUGCGUAUUCGCUGCUGCUCCACGCCAAGCUGCUCAAGUGGUCGGACGACUUGUGCGUCGGCCACGAGAUGCAGAGGAACUCCCACCACGCCGACACUCAUCGGCAGCUCAAGGAGUCUCUCUAUCAGGACAUCAUUAAAUACUUUGACGACGGAAAGAUGUGGGAGGAGGCUAUUGUGCUGUGCAAAGAGCUGGCUGAACAGUACGAGAUGGAGAUUUUUGACUACGAGCAGCUCAGCCAGCUGCUGCAAAAACAGGCACUGUUCUAUCAGAAGAUCAUUAACAUCAAGAACCCAAGACCCAAACGAGACUACUUUUCAGUGGGUUAUUACGGCUACCGAUUUCCAACGUUUCUGAGAAACAAAGUGUUCGUGCACCGUGGGGGAGAAUACGAGCGGAGGGAGGAUUUCGAAAUGCGCAUCAUGACGAUGUUCCCGAACGCCGAGAAGAUGAAGACGACAAGUCCUCCAGGCGACGACAUCCGCAAUGCCUCCGGGCAGUACGUGCAAUGCUUCACUGUCCAGCCAAUCCUAGAGGAACAGCCGCAAUUCAAGGGCAAGAAUGUUCCAGAAUCCCUGAUGAGCUUCUACAAGAACAAUCACGUCCACAAGUUCUCCUACUCACGGCCGUUCCGAAAGGGAGAAAAGGACCCAGAUAAUGAAUUUGCCACGAUGUGGAUUGAAAGAACAAUUUUUGUGACCGCAUACAAGCUUCCUGGAAUACUGCGCUGGUUUGAAGUGAUAACAACAAGCACGGUGGAGAUCAGCCCGCUGGAGAAUGCCAUUGAGGCCAUGGGCAUUGCAAAUGAUGAGAUCCUCACCAUGGUGCUGCAACAUCACAACAACCCCAACCUUCCCAUCAACCCGCUGUCCAUGCGGCUCAGCGGGAUCGUGGAUCCAGCCGUCAUGGGUGGCCUGGCCAACUACGAGAAGGCUUUCUUCAACGACAAGUAUGAGAAGGAGCAUCCAGAAGAUUACGAGAAGCUGGAAAAGCUCAAAGAUUUAAUUGCUUGGCAGACACCGAUGCUGGCAGCUGCGGUGAAGAUCCAUGGCGAGAAGAUCCCAGAAGACCUAAGGCCAUUACACGAGCGCGUCGAGAAGUGUUUCCAUCAGUUAAAGGCCAAGGUGGAAAAACAGUACGGAGUGCGCAUUCUGCCCCUGCUGGAGGAGAAGAAGGGAUCUCGGAGCCGCAGCUCUGUGGCCUUGUCCAUGGGAAUGGGGUCAAGCCCUUACCGCCCACUGUCUGUCAUCUCCGUGUCAUCGGCCUCGUCAGACACUCCCACGUCGUCACCCAAGCCUCGCGCAGAAACGACCGACCACACUCCCCAGAAGAAGUUUUCCUGGGCGUCGGCCGUCAAAGCACUGGAAAGAGCUCAGGAGGGCAAUCAGUCCCGAGACGAGGAUGAGAGGAGAGAGAAGAGGAGGGAAAAACGCAACAGCAAAAACCUGGAGGGCCAGGAGAAGGAGCGGGAUGCACCGCUGGCAGAGCCAACGCCCCACUUCCUCACCGCCACCAUUUGCCACCAGACCGUCCACAGCCAGGAGUAUGGUGCCACGUGUGAACAGGCGUCGCCUCAGAAACCAGCGCGGCCGAGACUUCCGCCGAACACGCAGCGUCGCCAGUCCACGUCCGCGGUGCCGACAGUGCCCUCGUACCGCCCGGCGUCGUUGGCCCUCGCCUCCCAGACGCUGGCCACCAUCGGCAGCGCUCCGGACCUCACGAACCUGAUCCCUUCCAACGGAGCUGUAAAUCAGCUGAUGCCACCUCCACUGCCACAGAAGGGGUCUUUCAUCAGCGACCCCAACCUUCUGGAUGACACUAGUGGACGUACUCCUGCGUACAGCGGCUCUCAGAGUGGGGCAGCCGCAAAAGAUGAUAAAUUUGUCACGGAUUUCAGUCAAAGCACCGUGAGGAAAUCACCACCUCCGCCGCCUCCAAAAGCAUCUUUGAAACAUAAACCGCAGCAGUAGAUACAAAGCCAAACUCUCUCCAUGGGGAAUGGAGCCAGAGCCGUUGUUAUUUACCAACCGGAUGGCCGCGUGGCCCUAAUGGCCUUUUAGUGCAAACCUAAGAUCAAUUAUCAACUCACGCCUGCAAGGUGUUUCAUUGCAAUUCGAAAGAAAGAAAACUAUAUCAAGAUUACUUUUUACUUAGCUUUGCACCAGCGAGCCUAGCCUCAUUUUUCGUUUAAUUUUGCUCUAAUAGGUUAAGGACCAUUUGUUUUGCUUUCACUGCAUUUGAAGGUGCUUAUUUCUACACAAAUUAAAACAUAUAAAUGUGCGCUGCCUUAGCGCAAGCAAGCCUUUUUUGCGAUCAUUUGGCAAUGUUACAUAUUUAUGAGCUAGCUUUAAUAGUGUCUUUAAAAUAAACGCCUUUUACGUGUAAGGUCGAACGUAUUUUACAGAAGGCAUGAUGAAAUUAAUACCAAACUAUGGAAGUAUUGCCUGCUGUAACGGUAGUAAGCUCAUAUUCUUGGUUAUUUCGGUAAAGUCACGUAGAAGGGAAACAAAAGAAUAAAAAAUAUAUAAAACAAUAAAAUUCUCACGACAUUUCGACUGCAACACAAGUAAUCAUCAUCAGGUAGUAAGCUCGUGCUGGAUCUAUGAGAGACAUUAAUCUGGCCAUGCUCAAUGUUUUUAUAUGAACUUGUAAAUUUGUGGUUUAUGUUGGGAUUCGUUUGUGCAUUAUGGUAUCAGACCAUAAAUUAGCAUUUUACGAGUUUCAAACAGCACAGCAUUUACGCUCAUGGUUUUUUUUCGUAGUGCUAAAUUUAUUAUCGUGACAAAACUUUAGUCAUUGAUGGAUAGAAACUCACUGGCAUAAAAACUAACUGGAAUGUCAGAGGCUUGUACAUAUGCAUUUUUUAACAAAAUGAGCAUAUUUUUACAUUCAGAGCUCAUAUAAAAUGUACUUUUUCCACUUACUGUGUGUGCUUUUACACUUACUAUAUACAGAAGGAAAAAACUGGAAUUGCAUUGCCAAAAUUAAUGAUUUAUUAUUAAGUGAUAUUUUAAAUGUUUGUAACAAAUAUAUGAUCAUGUUACGCAGCCAGCUUAAAGAUGAAAAUAAAAUUGCCCUUGAAAUAAAAUGUGA
Messenger RNA from Petromyzon marinus (sea lamprey), 7271 nucleotides. Its product is annotated as dedicator of cytokinesis protein 1-like. Gene Ontology annotation, molecular function: guanyl-nucleotide exchange factor activity; small GTPase binding. The record is from RefSeq and is a predicted model, not a curated record. Gene Ontology annotation, cellular component: plasma membrane; cytoplasm. Lineage: Eukaryota; Metazoa; Chordata; Hyperoartia; Petromyzontiformes; Petromyzontidae. Gene Ontology annotation, biological process: small GTPase-mediated signal transduction; myoblast fusion; cell migration.